AUGUCCCCGCCUCGACUUCCUGGAUGCUUCAGCGCGUUAUUUCAUCGGUCGUCCAAGCCUUCUGGAAAGGCUAACAAGGACGCCACGAACAAGAGCCCAGCUCCCAAAUAUGAAGACGUUUACAAAUCCGAUCUAACGCCGCCAUGUCGCCAAAUGAAUCUGUGCUGCGACUUUUCUUACGCUCCGCCAGAGAAAUGGUGGCCAAGUGAAGGGGAAGAAAAGCCUCCAGCGUAUUCUCCUUCGGACUCUUUAAAGGACAUCUAUCGACCGGACGUGCUUCGGACUAUCGAACGCAAACUUGAUGAACUGAACCCUGAAUUGCGGGAUUUGAGCCUUCAAAUACAUGGACAUCCUGAAUUGGGUUUCGAGGAGAAGUUCGCUCAUGACCUGUUGACGGACUUUAUGUUCAGCCAUGGGUUUACUGUCACCCGACAUUACCUAGGUCUUGACACUGCAUGGAGAGCUGAAUUCCAGCGCUCUGAAGGAGGUCGAGUCCUUGGGAUUAACUCCGAAAUGGACGCCCUACCUGGAAUGGGCCAUGCUUGUGGGCAUAAUCUGAUUGCCAUGAGUGGAGUUGGUGUGGCCAUCGCAGUCAAAGCGGCUUUGGAAGCUCACGACAUCCCUGGCAAAGUGAUUCUCUUGGGAACACCUGCUGAAGAAGGGGGAGGGGGGAAGAUUAUUCUGCUCGAUCGAGGUGGUUAUGAUGAGAUGGACGCGUGUGUGAUGUGUCACCCCAGUCCCGGUCCACAGCAGUCAGCAAGCACGGGGAGCACAAAUGCCAUGCAACCCAUUAAUGUCGAGUAUUUUGGUCUUGCUGCACACGCAGGCGCCUCGCCGUGGGAAGGAACGAAUGCGCUUGACGCUGCCUUCCUUGCGUAUUCCGGCAUUUCCGUACUUCGGCAGCAGAUAAAACCUGAUCAUCGUGUCCACGGCAUCAUCGGCCCAGGUAAAGACUGGGCAGUGAACGUGAUACCUGAUUAUGCAUCCAUGCAGUGGAUAAUACGCACGGCAACAUAUCCAGAACUCAAGGUAUUUCAAGAAAGAGUGGUGGCAUGCCUUCAAGCGGCGGCGAUGGCGACAGGAUGCGAAUAUAAAAUAACGUAUGGCCUGCCGUAUUAUGACCUACACCAGAACCCUGCUAUGGGUGAAGAGUUCUCCAAGAUAGUGGGUCACCGCUAUGGCUUCAUUACAAGCACCGACGGAAGUACUGCAUCGACAGAUUUCGGUAAUGUGACAUAUCGUCUACCUUCUCUCCACCCAAUGUUCGCGAUACCUACUUCGCCUGGUGGUGGCAACCAUACGCCUGCAUUUGCCCAGUCGGCGAGUACGAAGGCAGCCCAUGAUGCCGCUAUUGUCAUCACAAAGGGUCUAGCACAUACAGGCUUGCGGCUUCUGUCCGACGACGCAUUCUUCGCCCAGGUGCAGUGUGCUCACCAAAUGGUCAACGGCAAAUGA
This is a messenger RNA of Pleurotus ostreatus (oyster mushroom), 1455 nucleotides long. RefSeq lists its product as uncharacterized. The transcript has 15 exons. The record is from RefSeq and is a predicted model, not a curated record. Bases 1 to 1455 code for a protein of 484 amino acids. NCBI's taxonomy places the organism in Eukaryota, Fungi, Basidiomycota, Agaricomycetes, Agaricales, Pleurotaceae. Gene Ontology annotation, molecular function: dipeptidase activity.